Messenger RNA from Giardia duodenalis, 756 nucleotides. RefSeq lists its product as uncharacterized. The transcript has a single exon. The coding region runs from base 1 to 756 and encodes 251 amino acids. The record is from RefSeq and is a predicted model, not a curated record. NCBI's taxonomy places the organism in Eukaryota, Fornicata, Diplomonadida, Hexamitidae.
AUGAACAGCAUCUUCAACCCUCAGGGGAUACGGGAGGCCCCGUGCUUCGAUAGGCGCGAGCGGUCUCUCCAGCGGCAUACUACUAUAGACAGCUUGGCAGAUUUCGACUAUCGCUCUCCCCUUCCUCUAACUAAGGAUGGAUUCCCCACCACUAAGAGCACAGACACCUAUCGCACGGAUCUCAUGAAUCUUUCAAUGACCCCAGAUGAGGAGCUUAACAAGGUAAUCUAUCACGAAACCCUCCGGAAUAGCCUUGCGAAUACAAGCAGACGCAACAGGAACGUACGCUCUCAUUAUGGACCGUCGUAUUACAGACGUGGAUACUAUAAUGAAGAGCUUGCCGAGAUGCUUGUAGAUCGCAUGGACACUCUGGCAUACAUAGGAGCGGAAGGCUACAAAGGCCCCAGCGUCCGAGAACAACCAAGUUGCACGAAGACACGCUCACAACUGAGAUCCAGUUCUACGGGACAAAGUUCCCAAAUGGUUGAACUCCCGGGAUUUGCAAGAAAACCUUAUGUCUCCAGCAAGCCAUCCUACAUAUCUCCAGGGACGGAGAAAACGUAUGUCCAUGCUUUUCGCGAGAAAACGGAAGUAGAGCGCUUCCAUACUGGCGUAUUUAAGUGUAAUCCUGUAACAAGCGAACAACAAUGGUCUUGUUGCGGAUCUUCUGUCCAUGGAGACCCGGGCUGCAUGAAGCGCGUCUCAUAUCCGAAUAAGGUUAACUAUGGCCUCACGUUCAAUAGAAUAUGUAAUUAA